AUGCAGCAUAUUUUGCUAUUCGCGGAAAUCAUAGCUGUUGUUUCUACGCGUACGCACCUGUGUUCCUUUUUCAACAUUUUCAGCUCUUUCUUUUUUUUCUUCUUUCCCAUUUCCAACCUUUUCUCUCUCACCUCACCCUCCGCGUUACCUUUUAGAUUUUUCCUUAAUUUUUCUUUCAAUUUAGGCUUUGGUUCAGAGUCCGUUUCAUGUGAAGGUACAAAGGUAACUUUUAAGUUAUUAGAAAAUCAAAAAAAGAAACCAAAGAUAAAAGUAGGGUCGCUAUGGAUUAUACCAUUGAAGAGCGAAUUUGUGAUAUUGCAAUCAUGCGAUCGUCAUCAUAAUUUGCUCCGCAAUUUGUUAGUGGCUCGACAAAAAUUCCAUGCAGGAAAUACAGGCCACUAAGCAGCUGGAGUGUUAGGGAGGGAGAAGAAAUCUGGCUUCGCAGAAAGUGACUAUGCUACCUUGAUUGUCUCUGCAGAUGGUGGAGAGAAGAAGAAAGUGGAAGAAAGCAAGAAGGGAGACUCUAAAGGGAGCAGUAGAGCAGAAGCCGGUGCCAACAACAAGGAAGGGACAACGUCCGGUGGAAACGUCGGGACGAAGAGCAAGCAGGACGGUGGUGGAGACGGAAGCAAGAGAUAAAAAGACUUCACAAAUCAGUCCUGUUAAUGCGAGCAGCAGAAACUUGUGGGUGUCCGGAUUGUCAUCGAGCACACGUGCGACAGAUUUGAAACAAAUAUUUUCGAAAUAUGGGAAAGUGAUAGGUGCAAAAGUGGUUACAAAUGCAAGAACGCCUGGUGCAAGAUGCUACGGAUACGUGACCAUGUCUACAAGCGAAGACGCGGCAAAAUGUAUACAACAUCUGCAUAGAACUGAACUUCACGGGCGUGUGAUUUCUGUAGAAAAGGUAGAUGAAAUAAGAAAACAAAAAAAAGUAAAGAAAUAUCCCUGUCCUUCUAUAGAGCUUUCAGUUGAUAUGCUCCUCUCUCCUUUGUGUUUAAAGGCGAAAGGUGACACACAACAGAGUCACAUGCGUAAACGGGAUACCACGAAUGGGAAAUCGGAAAAGAAAGAAGAGAAGGAAAAGAUAAAGGAUAACCACGAGAUCAGUGAUCGGAAGGAUAAGGAAACUAAGAAAGAAACGGAGGACAAAGGAUCGGAAGCAAGAGUGUUUAAACGUGCUGUAACAGUGAAAAAGUCGGAUGAGAAGAGCAACGAGAACAUCGAUAGUAAAAAGGCAGAUAUACAAGAGAAGAAAGAUGAAGUUUCGAAGGAUGCUGAUUCCCGAUCGACCAAGUCCACCAGCAAGAAGCCGGAGAGCGAAAGAGGAAGACGCGACGAGAAGAGAAUUCGUUCGUGGGACCAUCACCGAUCUCACACUCGAUCUCGCAGCCGCGAACGGCGUAGACGCGACGACGUGCUGACGUUUGCGAAGAUCAGGGUCGAUUACGAAGCGGGGGAGAGAAGGAGAGAAAGCAAGAGUGCAUAUUUUCAGGAGGAACGGGAAAGGCAAAGGCUGCGGGAAAGAGAGAGAAUGCUUCGUGAAGAGGAACGAAGAAGAAGAGAGGACAUGGAGCGGCAACGAGAAGUAGAACGUAGACAAAGAGAAGAGGCUGCACGACUGGAAAGAGAGCGAGAAAAAUUGCGAAGAGAACGGGAAAGAAUUGAGCAGGAGAAAGCCGAAUUGCUUCGACUUGAGCGGGAACGUCAAAAGCUGGAACGGGAGAAGUUAGAGCGAGAAAGAUUGGAAUUAAAGAGGCAGCAGAUGCGAUUAGAAGAGAGCAGGCGUGCUCCGCCCCCGCCGUCUAUUAAGAGAUGUUCUAGCGACAGAAGAGAUCCUAGAGACAUGUAUGUUGAACCAGAUAGGAAACGUUUGGCCACCGAACAUAGUCGAAAACACAUUCCGGAACGUGUAAGCGAUCGUCGCGGUGAAAUUUUAGAUCGUGUAUCGGAUAGACGACUGGACGCGUCACCACCUACUCGCUACGAAUCUAGUAGAUCUGCGCAGGAUUUAGGAUUAAAGAAGGAAUUCAAACGCAGCAGCGAGUUCACUUCUCGCAGUAGUCGUCCCGAUAGUUUUUCUGACGUAUCUCGGGGAAGAGAAGUGAUCGUACGCCGAGAAACUCUUAGCACGACAGCAACAUCUAUCGAUCCUCGACAAGUUAAGGAAAGAUAUGAACGUGCAAGUACAACUUAUACACGUGACCGUGAUAUUAGACGUUCUGAAACGGACACCCAUAGAAGUUCUAGGGAUAGUCAUACACGAUACAGUGACAGCUUCAAAACAGCUACAGCUUCUAGCACACCACGUGACAGUCGGUACGUUGAAAGCAAUAGAACAACUAGCAGCUGGCAUUCUGGACCUCCAUCUACAAAAUCAUUUAAUUCCGUACCGAGCAGCGGAACUCGAGAUCCUCGAAAUGAACCGUCUAGUUGGAGCUCUAGAUCCUCCGAUAAUUUAAACAGAUGGAAUAAUUCAAGUAGCAUUGGAAAUACAUUACGGCAUCCAGUACCACCAACGUAUCAAAGCAGUCCUAUUCAAUCUAUAGGAUUGACAGCGCCUGGAACAGCACCUUCGUACGAUCGUUUCGAUCCAUAUAAAUCAUCUAUACCGAGUAUGAGGAAAUAUUGAUCUUACAUCGCUGAUUUGUAUCAUUAUAACGAAUAAUUGGUGAAUUUUUAUAUCCACCCGACUCUGACAUUAGACAUAUAUAUAUAUAUAUAUAUGUAUAUAUAUAUGCGCGCCUACAUUCACUCACACAUAUGCACACGCACACUAAAUUAUUAUUUAUAUUAUUGUCAAAUCAAACUUCAUAUUUCAACAGUUAAUAUACGUGAGAUUUCAAUUGUAAUGCAAUUGCCUGCAUUUGACAAAGAAAUUGUGAUUUUUUUGUAGAACAGGUGCAAACAACUUCUCUCAUUAAUGAGUGA
This is a messenger RNA of Heterotrigona itama, 2928 nucleotides long. The record is from the annotation of a GenBank genome assembly. Lineage: Eukaryota; Metazoa; Arthropoda; Insecta; Hymenoptera; Apidae.